GCGUGUUAUGCGCAUGCGCAGGAGCAGUAGAGGAAGAGAGCUGAUGAACGCAUUGAGCCCGUCUGUUUAGUAGUACACAGUACAAUGAGACAGUAAACCACCGUUGAGCGAACAUAUCUGCCGUGUAUUCACAGGUCCGCGUGUUUAUAUGUGUGUAUGAUGGCGUGGGGAGUGUGUAGCAGGGCUCUGGUGUGGAUUAUAACUGCGAUCAUAUGCUGGAGUCACAGCAGCUUGAUGGGCUUUUGCGGCAGCAGUACGGUGUCUGUACCAGAGAGUCUGCUCUUUGUGUCCACGCUGGACGGGAACCUUCACGCCGUCAGCAAGAGAUCCGGAACAAUCAAAUGGACUUUAAAAGAAGAUCCUGUUUUGCAAGUCCCAACGCAUGUGUCAGAGCCUGCAUUCCUCCCUGACCCCAAUGAUGGCAGUUUGUACUCUCUCGGAGGGAAAAAUAAUGAGGGUUUGACGAAACUGCCUUUCACCAUUCCUGAGCUGGUCCAGGCAUCUCCCUGUCGCAGUUCUGAUGGCAUCUUAUACACUGGUAAGAAGCAAGACGUGUGGUAUGUUGUGGAUCUGCUGACUGGUGAGAAGCAACAAACACUGACCUCUUCCUACGCUGAGAUGUUAUGUCCAUCUUCAUCUCUGCUCUACCUCGGCCGCACUGAAUACACGAUCACUAUGUAUGACACCAAGAGCAGAGAGCUGCGCUGGAACGCUACUUAUUCUGACUACGCUUUCACCCUUCCAGACGAUGACACCAAACACAAUAUGGCCCACUUUGUAUCCAAUGGUGAUGGCCUAGUGGUGACAGUGGACAGUGAGUCCGGAGACGUGCAGUGGGUUCAGAAUUACAACUCCCCUGUGGUGGCAAUCUACAUCUGGCAGCGUGAGGGCCUGCGCAAAGUCCCGCACACCAAUGUUGCUGUGGAAACGUUGCGUUAUCUCACCUUCAUGUCAGGAGAGGUGGGCCGCAUUACACAGUGGAAGUAUCCAUUUCCUCGGGAGAAGAAAACUAAAGAUAAACUGAUGUCCACAUUGUAUGUAGGGAAACACUCCUCUGGCCUGUACGCUUCUCCCUCCCUGGUGCAUGAUGGAGUUACUGUUGUGCCUAGUGGCAGGACGUUUCCCAUGCUGGAGGGCCCCAGUAACCAGGACUCAAGCAUGGAAAAUGAGCAGGAAUGUGUGAUCACUCCCAGUACCACAGUGAAGUUCAGUGCAGCACUGAAAGAGAGAAACCGCAUCAACUUCAUGAGGAAUUCGCUGCUGCUGAUAGGUCACCACGAGACACCGCCAGAUGCUCAUACAAAAAUUCUGGAGAAAUUUCCAGAGAGCAUCCCUCGCCAACAUAUCAACGUCAUUCCCCCUGCCACAGAGAAGACCAUUGAAGAGAAAGUCAAUGAGAGUGGAAUGGAAGACAACAGUCCUCUGCCUCCACCUGUAUCGUCCCUGCAGGAGAAACCAGGCCGUGUCCCACGUGUGGAGACUCCAGUGGACUCCAUGCUGAAGGACAUGGCCACCAUCAUCUUCUGCACUUUCCUUUUGGCCGGCUGGGUGGCCUUCGUCAUCACCUAUCCCAAGAGUGUCCACAAGCAGCAGCAGUUGCAACACCAGCAAUUUCAGCAGCAGAUGGAGGAAAAGCUGCAGCUCCUGCAGCGGCAGCAGCUCAUUUUCCAGCCACCCAGUGAUCUGCCUCCUGACACUGACUUCCUAGAGGCAGCCCAUACCCGCUCUGAGAGCUCCACCCACAGCAGUCCCAACGUCACCCCACGAGCAUCCAACCAUUCCAACGUGUCCCAGUCUGAGAUGGGACAUUCAGCUAAUGAGCAUGAGGAUGCAGAGGAAGGAUCCAACAUUGUCAGAAUUGGAAACAUCACUUUCAACCCCAGAGAUGUACUUGGACAUGGUGCUGAGGGAACUAUUGUGUACAGAGGUCAGUUUGAUAACCGUCCAGUGGCUGUGAAGAGGAUUCUCCCAGAGUGCUUCAGCUUUGCCGACCGUGAGGUUCAGCUGCUGCGAGAGUCUGAUGAACAUCCAAAUGUGAUUCGGUACUUCUGCACUGAGAGAGACCGUCAGUUUCAGUACAUUGCCAUAGAGCUAUGUAGCUCCACACUACAAGAGUAUGUGGAACGAAAGGAUUUUAACCGCCACGGUUUGGAGCCAGUGACACUGCUAGAGCAAACCAUGUCUGGACUGGCUCAUUUACAUUCUCUUAAUAUAGUUCACAGAGAUCUGAAGCCACACAACAUCCUGGUGUCGAUGCCGAACACGCAUGGGCGUGUGAAGGCCAUGAUCUCAGACUUUGGCCUUUGCAAGAAGCUUGCAGUGGGCAGACACAGCUUCAGCAGGAAGUCUGGGGUCCCAGGCACUGAGGGCUGGAUUGCUCCAGAAGUGCUCAGUGAGGAUGCAAAGCAUAACCCUACCUGCAUGGUAGACAUCUUCUCUGCAGGGUGUGUGUUUUACUAUGUGGUAUCUGAGGGCCACCACCCCUUUGGGAAAUCCUUGCAGCGACAAGCAAACAUUCUGUUGGGUGCCUACUCCCUGGACCACUUAGACCCUAACAGACAUGAAGAUAUUGUGGCCCGAAACUUGAUCGAGCAGAUGUUGAGUAUGGAACCAGAGGAGAGACCCUCAGCAGACAGAGUGCUAAAGCAUCCCUUCUUCUGGAGUCUGGAAAAACAGCUGCACUUCUUCCAGGAUGUGAGUGAUAGGAUCGAGAAGGAGCCGUUAGAUGGACCAAUCGUGAGACAGCUGGAGAGAGGAGGACGGGUGGUGGUCAAAGCCGAUUGGAGGGAACAUAUCACAGUGCCUCUACAGACCGAUCUUCGCAAAUUUCGUUCAUACAAAGGCGGAUCGGUCAGAGAUCUUUUACGUGCCAUGAGAAACAAGAAACACCAUUACCGAGAGUUACCUAAUGAAGUUCAGGAAACACUGGGAUCCAUUCCAGAUGAAUUUGUCUCCUAUUUUACCUCCCGUUUCCCUCUUCUUCUGCUGCACACACAUCUGGCCAUGCGUUUCUGUGCUGUGGAGCGACCUUUCCUGCCUUAUUACCACGCUUCUGAACUGCUCACACACCACACAGUAGCACAGUGUGUGCCACAGGCUCCCCCCACACAGCAUUGCAGUCCACCAGUGCUCUCAGGCCUGUCGUCAUCCAGUCAGAUAUCAGCAGCUCCACAUGAACUGUCAGACACACUGUCUGAAACGGCAGUCUUACCUGAGAUCACCACAGAGCACAUACAGACAGUCCCGGUGCCACCCACACUGUCCACACAAGAGACUGGAGCUCCAUAGUGCCAAGUUAUUAGACCCUUGAUGGAUGGACCCUUUUCGGACACAUUCCAGGGAUGAGCCGUCUCUCUGUGUGGAUGCAGUCUGGGCCUGCAGUGUCCAGGCUGUGUCACCACAGAGGCCGCCAUCCCAUCUUUAGUGCCUUACAAUGCUCAUUUUAGACAACAGCUCUUGUCUGAGCGAUUUACAGAUUCCUGGCAAAGAUGAUUUGGAAGAUGCUGAAAAAGAUGGUUUGGGUUGUCAGUGGUGUGCUCACAAAACUCUGCAGUCAUUCCUUCCAUUUGUCAAUUAUAAUGUGAUUGGAAGGCGAGGGAUUUUUGCUGAACACUUGAAGUGAACGCAAGAAAUUCUACUGUGCGAUGUUGAGUUGUGCUUGGUGAGAGAGAACAUGCUAUUGAAUAUAUAUUUUUGUACAUAUUUUGAUCAUUGAUAAUCGGUUGAAGUGGCCGUUGUGCCUUUUUAAAUGACACUGUGCAGUGUGGCUUGGUCCUGAGGAGAAGCUAAUGCUUGUGGUUUUACCCUUUUGUCUUUGCUGCUGAAAGCUGUUAAAGGACUAGUUCAACCAAAAAUGAAGAGAGGCAUCAUUUAGUCAUCCACACAUGUACGGCUCUCUGUGGUACAGCAGAAUGUUCACCGUUCUCUUCUGUACAGUGACCAGCUGCUGCGAAGCCCCGAAAUGACCAAAAAACAUCACAAAAGUAGUCAACUUGUGUGCAGAAUAUAAGAAACAUGCAAAUUUAAGUUAAUAUUUAUUGAUAAUCACCCACUGCGCUGCAUUUCUUAAUUUUCAUUCAAAUAUGUCCUGUUAAGACAUCACACCAUAUUUGACAUCAAUGAAGCCAAAGAGCAUUAAUUAUCACAUAUCAUAUGUGGAAGCACAUUUGUGAGCAAAAGCUAUUGUAUGGCUUCGGGAGGCUAAAAGGUGCAUAAGCCAUAUGGGCUACUUCUAUGAUAUACUGCUGGUUUGAAACGAGAAGUAAAUUAUGACAGAAUUACAUUUUUGGGUGAACUGUUCCUUCAAAGUCUCUAACAUGGAACCAACUGUGUGACAUUACUGGUAUUAUGCUUUCAAAUGUUCGGGAUAUACUUUCAUGACAAACUUAAUAUCCUGUAUUGUGCUCAUAAUUUCAGUCAUUCGGUCAUGCACUUUUAUAUUUUGUUAUACUUCAGCAAAACGUGGUAAACGGUAUGAAUUAAUUUCCUUGGAUUUUGGAUAAUGUGGUUUAGUUGUAGCUUUCAGGUGAUUGUCUUAUAUUGUUCUUUUGAAGGGAAAUAAUUCAAAUAUUUUCUUGGUUUUUAAUGGAUCCCUGAUUCUGAUUCUGGGCUGUUAUUAGGAAAUACCAGGAAAAAUGUCUCCCCUGGCCCUGAUGUUGGUCAGAUGUUCAGUGCAUAAACAGCAUUGUAACAUGCAUGCCGUUUUGACCUGAAAUAUUCCAGAUGGAGCUUUUAUAAUGUUACAUGUUUUUAAUGUUCCAUAUUUUUAAAUGGCACAUUUUGAGGAAAAAAAUGAUUAAAAUGCAAUGAUGCCUUUUUACAUGUAGUGUUAAUAAAAGCUGCUAUUGUGCAAUGCCAAUUAAGUUAAGAGUGCAAAUAGUCUAACUUUUUUUCGAAAUAGUCGAAGAUUAUUUUCACUAAUUCCACCUAAAAUUGCUCAAAUAACUUAUAUAUAACAUGUUACUUCUAUUUAGUCUUUGUGAGAAUAGCAUCUAUCACUAUUUGAACUUAAUAUAAACACUUUUUUAAUACUUGGUGCAAACAGUAACUACUAACUAUCACCCAUAAGCACACACCAUCACAUCUCACUACUGUAAAAUAGAAUGUAAAACAGGUAGAAUGAUGAUCAGAUAAAGAAAAAAUAUAACUGAACACUGGACAAAGGCUACUUGUUUUGCCGAAAAAUUUGUAACUAAUAAACGGGUAUUAAGGGAGUAUGCAGUUCUAUUUUUACAAUUCCCUUUAUUUAGUCUGCUCUUUUAACAUGCACCUCAAAAAGGUGUGCAUUUGUUUUACUGCUUUAUUGUUAGAAUGAUGAUUAGCACAAAACAUGAGUUUUUUUACCUUUUUUUGGACCACAGAGCUUUUAUUUAUUUAUUUUAUUUACAUUUAAAAUAUUUAUUGAUUUAUGCGCUUUAAUUCAUAAUUCAGAUUUUAGAUUUUUUUUAACAGCUAAAAUCGUGUUUGAUGACCAAUACAUAUUCAGUCUAAUGCACUGAUAAAAUGAUUCAGUGGUGAAGUAAAUGCUACAGAAAAAUAAGUAAUUUCUAUAUCAAAAAGUUAGUUCAGGCAAUAAGUAAAUAAAAUUUUUUAAAAAGUAAAUUCUAUAUUGGUACUUAAUUCAAACUUGUAGAAGUUAAAGCGUAAAUAUAAAUGUUAUAAAAUUAAGUAAAACCUACUCUACUUUUUUCGGAAACUGGUGUUCCCAUGGUGCAUAAAGAAUUAAUAAGAUACUAUUUUUCUACUCAAAAUGACUCAUUCAUACUCAAAAAUGAACCACAGGAUGUUACCGUCAUUGUGAAUGUACCAAGUAUUGUAGUCUCUGUGUUCGGGUGAGGGCCGCAUUAUCAAUUAUGUAGAUAUGGUGUCUACAUGAUAUUCAUUGUAUAGAUGUUUUUAAAUUGCAUACACUUUAAAAGCAUGGUUUAGUUAGGUCAUUUAUUAAGUAAAAUCAAAGUAUAGCCAAGUAAGUUUUGCCUAAGUAAAAAUUACUCAAACUUUUAUUGGCCAAGCUAAAAUUACUUAUUUUUAGGGGUGUCAACGUUAACGCGUUAACGCAUGCGAUUAAUCAAACAUUUUUAACGCGUUAAUAUUUUUUUUAACGCAGAUUAAUCGUUUGAUAAGGUUUGACCCCAAUUAGCCGUGAUCGCAGCGCGGAAGGUCAUCUAUCAUUGUGUGAUGAGGGUACAGCACCAGUGUUGCCAGGGCAGCGGCACAAGUGGGCUAUUUUGAAAAUACAGUCGCGGGAAAAAUUACAGAGCCGUGGUUUGCGGUUUUUUGGGCUACUUUUAUAAUGUACCGCGACCGCCCAAAGUGUAUUUAGACAAAUGAAAAUGAAAAUAGAUUCUUUUACUAAUGUGUAUUAUACUUGGAAUGGCAACUUAAGAACUGAGAGGCGGUUGUAACAUCACAAACAACGUGAGUUUCAGCGGAGCAUACAUGUUAAGGCUUUUACACAGCAGAAAUAAACAUGACAACAGCCACUAUAGAUUAUAUAAGAUAAUAAACACACGAUUACGAUAGGAUAUGGUCUGUAUGUGAUUUUAUUUUAGUUGAAUGUGUACAUCUGAAAUGCUAAUUUGUGCAGUGAUAUAAAAGGCUAUUUAUAAAUAGCAUAUUUUAACAACAGUGAACGACCAAAUUCCACAUGUGAUCGCAAAAGGAAGUUAUUACAAACACUCGAUGGUGGUUUGAAGUGAGUUCUGAGUAAAAGUGUACUAUUAAUCUCAUAAACUGUCUUAUGUAGCAUGAUGCUAAUGUUAGCUCUAAUGCACCUGCAGAACAGGUCCAAUUCUUCUUCAUAAUGUAAUUUGUCAUAAUACUUACACGUAAGGUCGCAAGAAAAUGUUUUGUUGUAUUUAGAAAUACUUUUGAUGAUAGUUGGGUAAAUGUAUACUGGGAUUGAAGCGAUGUGGCUUGGUAAACGUUUUAUUGCCACUAUAAAGGCUGAUUAUGGCUGAAUAAAAACAAAAGAAUAAUGAUAAAAGAAUAA
Onychostoma macrolepis is the source of this 6991-nucleotide messenger RNA. RefSeq names its product endoplasmic reticulum to nucleus signaling 1 (gene ern1). Lineage: Eukaryota; Metazoa; Chordata; Actinopteri; Cypriniformes; Cyprinidae. Gene Ontology annotation, cellular component: IRE1-TRAF2-ASK1 complex. The transcript is spliced from 22 exons. Gene Ontology annotation, molecular function: RNA endonuclease activity; protein serine/threonine kinase activity; ATP binding. The coding region runs from base 157 to 3288 and encodes 1043 amino acids. Gene Ontology annotation, biological process: protein phosphorylation; IRE1-mediated unfolded protein response; mRNA processing. The record is from RefSeq and is a predicted model, not a curated record.